AUGGAGAGAAAGCCCAGUCGCCGAAAAUCGAGAAUUUUUGAGACCCCAGAACGGAAUGAAUCGGACACUGGCUCUCAAAAUGCGCCUGCCAGAAGAACAACAAAAUAUUGGCCUUGCGGCAUUGUGAUUUGUCCGCUGAUUUUAUGCAUUCUCAGUGCAUUGUUAUUCCUCCAACAGUUCACCACACCAGAUCCAUUGCGCUCCGUACUAUCCUCCCCUAAAGUUCACCAUGGCGAAACGCUACAUUCCCAAGUACACAACCCUGACUUAGCUCGCCCGAGUAUAGAGCUUCAUCCAGAGGACCACAUAUAUCGGGGAGCAGUGACACAACACCUUGACUGGGUGGUCGCUGAGGAUUAUCUUCGACCAGAUGGGGUGUUGAAGCAGGUCUACCUUGUCAACGGUAUCUUCCCGGGUCCGACUAUUGAGGCCUGUUCUGGCGAUACCCUUUUAAUCAAUGUCACAAAUGCACUACAAGGUGAACCAAUCUCUAUCCACUGGCAUGGGCUUCACGUCCAUAAUACAAUGGAUGGUGUUCCCGGAGUGACACAGAAUGCCAUCCCACCUGGAUCGACCUUCAUGUACAACCUGACUAUUCCCCAAGACCAAAGUGGCACCUUUUGGUACCAUGGCCAUACCGGAACCUCGAGGGCGGAUGGCCUAUACGGCGGCUUUGUUGUGCAUGCGCCUUCUUCCCGGCCUACCGUUCGCGGACUCAUGGCCCGUGACAGCGCCGAGUCCCUGCAGUACGGGUACGAAAGAGAGUUCCUACUGUUGAUCGGGGAUUGGUACCAUCAGCCUGGUGCUCAGGUCUUAGCCUGGUACAUGAGCAUCGCAUCUUUCGGAAAUGAGGAAGCUUCGACUGCUCUAUGGCCGUGCCUGCUAGACCCGUGGAUUGCAUUGAACAACAGGCCAACCUCUCGUACCUAUCAGACAUAG
This is a messenger RNA of Aspergillus oryzae RIB40, 939 nucleotides long. RefSeq lists its product as uncharacterized. Gene Ontology annotation, molecular function: oxidoreductase activity; copper ion binding. NCBI's taxonomy places the organism in Eukaryota, Fungi, Ascomycota, Eurotiomycetes, Eurotiales, Aspergillaceae. The coding region runs from base 1 to 939 and encodes 312 amino acids. The transcript is spliced from 4 exons. The record is from RefSeq and is a predicted model, not a curated record.